AUGAAGAAUUUAAAGAAGAAUCAUGACAAUGCUAUAUUUAUUCAAUUUUUAUUGCUCUUUAUAUUUCUCUUGUUUUCUAAACAGUGGGAAAUUGGAUCAAUAUUUUUCCUUAAUGCUGCUCCAAGUUUUUAUAGCAAGAAUAAAGAAUCUUCUGAAAAACAGUUUAGGCAUGCGGUAAAUCCGCUAAAAGCUAUACUUAUAGAGCAGCAUUAUAAAAACUAA
This is a messenger RNA of Blepharisma stoltei, 222 nucleotides long. The record is from the annotation of a GenBank genome assembly. NCBI's taxonomy places the organism in Eukaryota, Ciliophora, Heterotrichea, Heterotrichida, Blepharismidae.